This is a messenger RNA of Oppia nitens, 1649 nucleotides long. RefSeq names its product E3 ubiquitin-protein ligase ARIH1-like. Gene Ontology annotation, biological process: positive regulation of proteasomal ubiquitin-dependent protein catabolic process; protein polyubiquitination; ubiquitin-dependent protein catabolic process. Gene Ontology annotation, cellular component: ubiquitin ligase complex; nucleus; cytoplasm. NCBI's taxonomy places the organism in Eukaryota, Metazoa, Arthropoda, Arachnida, Sarcoptiformes, Oppiidae. The record is from RefSeq and is a predicted model, not a curated record. Gene Ontology annotation, molecular function: ubiquitin protein ligase activity; zinc ion binding; ubiquitin conjugating enzyme binding. The transcript is spliced from 3 exons. Bases 60 to 1592 code for a protein of 510 amino acids.
AUAUCGUCUAAUAAUACUACAGUAUAUCUUAAGAUUAUAAAAGACUAUUUCCAUAAAAGAUGACUGAUUUGUCAGAUGAAUCAUUUGAUACAAUAAGUGAUUCAGAUAUAGAUUUGGGUCUUAUUAGCGAUGAUGUCAACCCUUCUUCCACUUCGAACCAGUCAUUUGAAUAUCAAGUGCUUUCAGUCAAAGACGUCCAGAAACAGAUGGAAGAGACCAUUGAAAACAUCAAACAUGUAAUCCAAUUGUCUUCGGCUAUCAUUCGGACUCUACUCAAACAUUUUCGAUGGGAUUCUCAAAAACUUUUAGAGCGAAUAUUUGAUGGAAAUGAAGAACAACUUUUCAAAGACGUUGGAAUUGUAGUCAAUAAAGACUUGUCUCAUGAGAGUCAUAACAAAAGACGACGAAUGGACCAAAAAAUGAGAAUUUCUUGUGAAAUCUGUUGUGAUUUGGUUUCCAAGAAUUAYUUAUUUGGUCUGAAUUGUGGUCACGACUAUUGUAAAGAGUGUUGGAGGAAAUACUUGACCACUAAGAUUAUGGCUGAGGGAGAUGUAACUGCCAUUACUUGUGCAGAAACUGAAUGUAAAGUGAUUGUUGAUGACGAAGAUGUUCUACAAUUGAUCAGUGAUGACAACCUACUGAAGAGUAAAUAUCAAAGAUUAACAAUCAAUUGCUACGUUGAGUCCAAUGGAUUGUUGCGUUGGUGUCCUAAACCUGAUUGUCUGCAUGUCUUUAGUGUUCAUUUUCGAGAAGCACAUCCCGUGACCUGUAUUUGUGGCACUGAAAUAUGCUUUGCUUGCGGUCAGUCCAAUCACGAACCCAUUACUUGUGAACUGAUCUACAGAUGGAAUAAAAAGUCCGCCGGAAAUAAUGCCGAAAAAAUUGACGGCCGAACAGCCAAUUGGAUUAUAACUAAUACAAAGGAGUGCCCCAAAUGUCGCACAAGUAUUGAAAAGAACGGCGGAUGUAACCACAUGACAUGUCGGAGUCUUAAGUGUAAGUUUGAAUUUUGUUGGGUAUGUCUACAGUCGUGGGCCACUCAUGGGACCAGUUAUUACAAUUGCAAUCAAUUUAAUGAUUCCAAAGCCAGAACCGUUAAAGAGAAUCAAAGCGAUCAAAGAAAGUCUUUGGAGAGAUUCAUGUUUUAUUGGCAAAGAUUUAUGAAUCACAAACAGAGUCUUAAGUUUGAGAGUGAGCUCAUGGCUACAGUUAGGACACGAAUGACUCAAAUGCAGCAUAACUUCAACAAUGCUUGGGUUGAGGUCCAGUUCAUGGAGAAAGCCGUUCACGCGCUUUGCAAUUGCCGACAGACAUUGAUGUACACCUAUGUGUUUGCCUUUUAUAAUGAGAGGACACCGCAGAUACAAAUCUUUGAAAUAAAUCAAAGAGAUCUUCAGUCAUCUGUGGAAACAUUAUCCGAAUUAUUAGAAAGAGAAAUUCCAAGCGAUGACCGACAAGAAAACAAAGACAUGAAACAAUUGAAAGAUCAAGUGAUCCAUUCAACUAAUUAUUGCAAUAAAAGACGAAAAGCACUGAUAGAUCACAUUAUUGAAGGAUAUGAGAAGGAUUGGUGGCUCUUCAGCUCCGACUAAUAAAAUCAAACAAUUUUUGUUAUCAUUUGCUAACAUUUGUUCAUAUAUUUACAUUAC